AAUGCAAUAUGGCAAGUUCAGUGGCCAUGGUAAUUUUCUGGAGCUUCUUGAGCCUUUCGCAUGGCCCAAUAUCCGUGGUGGCGCAGGACCAGUUCGUCAUCAAAGAAAUGAAAGUGGAGUGUCGUCGUCUGAUGUGCGGUGGAAAAUCGCGCUGUGUGUACAGAAGGAGUUGGUGCCGAUCACCACCCUGUCCCGGCAUGGUGUUUUGCAGUAAGGAGGAAAACAGCCCUGUACGAAUACCAAGCUCCUGCGACAGUGUGCGAUGCUCUCGAAGCUAUCAUUGCAGUACGAGAUACGUAAAAGACCAGAGGACAGGUCUCAACACAGACAUUAGAGCCCGCUGUAUCGCUGGAAGCGAGUUGAAAUUCCAGGCCGCAAGUUGCGCUGGAUUCAAAUGCCCAGGUGUUCAUCUGUCCUGCAUACUUCGCGAGCCAAAGUGCCGGGGGUUUCCCUGUCGCGUCCUUCAGGCCUGCAUACCGGAAGACAAAGCGGUCCGGUUCCACGCGCAGUGCAUCCACACCAACUGCUCGUCCCCUGAUCACUGCUUUCUUCGACAACCGCAGGGCUGCACAACCGUAAGCGGAUGCAGUCACGACGUGGCCUGUCUUCACAGGCUCGGAGAUAAAUUCCUGCACCCUGCAUGUCGUGGUGUCCUUUGCUCUGGCGGCUCGAAGUGCGAGCCCGUUUUCAAACCGUGCAUCACUGGAGGACCCUCGUGCAACGCGCGACCCGGAUGUACAUCUAAAUUCGGGAAUACCAGCAUCGCUGGUCACCCGAGCGUACCGCCUAGGGUCACUCCAGGAAUUCCGGGGAUUCCCGAAGCUCGACAGAUUCCUCAGUCUCCUUGAUGCCACCAGCUACAUACACGCGGAGGGAUCAGAGACCAUCAACCGUAUACG
Diprion similis is the source of this 899-nucleotide messenger RNA. RefSeq lists its product as uncharacterized. Bases 9 to 848 code for a protein of 279 amino acids. The record is from RefSeq and is a predicted model, not a curated record. Lineage: Eukaryota; Metazoa; Arthropoda; Insecta; Hymenoptera; Diprionidae. The transcript is spliced from 5 exons.